GCAACGAUUUGGGCAACACGACUACCACGCCGGUUUCGAGGUUUUUGUUGUAGACGCAGUCCAUGGACCGACGCGAUCAGUAGCCGUCCAUUCUGGGCCUCUAAGAUUCUCGAAGCGGUCGAUCCUGUGGACUGGGUCUACGCUGAAUCUACGGAACCAACCGACUAACGAGGUAACCAACUGUUUACUGGUCUCCAUCAAGUUUAUAACCGCUCGCGUCGCGCCCAUCUCCACCAAUCCACCACCGCCACGCCACUUCACCCUUGUUUUUUUUUUCCCCUUCUCGCAAAGUUCAAACCCCCUCUUCUUCCCUCCCUCCUCUCCUCUCCUCGCUUCCGGGUUCCGCCGCGGCUUCAUCCGAUCGCCCGCGCCAAGAACUCGAUCCUCAUGGAGGAAGGCAAGCACGCGGUUGUUGAUCUCUCCGAGGAGGAGGAGCGCAGAGGAGGAGGGGCUCCGGGGGAGGGUAGCUCCGACGAGGUCGGCGAUGCCGUGGGCCUGGGGCGAGGGGCCGAGUCGACGGAGCCGGAGGGCUCAUCGGCGGUUGACGAUGCCGGCCAUGGGGUCGCGGCGGAGGUUGCCAAGAACGACGAUCUCGAGGAACCGUUGCUCGAGCCGGAGGGAGUCACGGCGGUGGGAAGCGGCGGCGGAGAUGGGACCGCGUCGGACGGCGGCGAGAACGAACUCCAUGAGGUGCCCAAGAACCCGAUGGCGACUCGCUUCGCGUUCCGAGCCACGGAUGCAAACGCGACGCCGGUCUCCACCUAUCGCGGCAUGUUGUCACGAAGCAGGAAGAAUGCCGGCCCGACGCGCUUCGUCUCCGCGGGAGCUCCCCCGUCGGCUGAUCCCGAGACUCCUGCUCUGAGCACGUCGUCGUCAGAGCUCGUGAAAAGCUCACCGGAGAAUGCCUCUGCAGUGCCCGAUGCUGACCAUGGCGCCUCGCCAGGCAGAGGAAACGAGCAGGAUCUUGAGGCGGCCGAGAAGCAGAGCGAGGCUCGCUUCGUGUCCGGCCACACGGCGGCGAACGCGAUGCCCCCCUCCACCUUCCGCAUCCGGCCGUCUCGAAGCAGGAAGCAAUCCAGCCCGACGCGCUCCAUCCUCAGGGAAGCCGAUCCGCCUCUGCCUGCUCCGGACGCGGCGGCGGCGGCGGCGGCGGCGGCGGAGUCCUCGCACCGCGAGCCUUCUCGGAGCAAGAAGCAGCCCCGCCCUGAGCGCUUCAUCCCGGAGGAAGGCGAGGCGGCCGCCCGCGCCAAGGCUUGCCGGAGUGGCAUUGCUCUCGACAGGUUCAUCACCUCUCAGCUCAACAACCCGUCGGGACCGAGCACGGAGUGGGAGAGGGAAGUCACGGCGGCUGACGUCGUCGGCGGCGGCCAGGGAGAGGAAUGCACCACGAGCGAUCAGCCUUCUUGCUCGAUAGCCAUCUCUGAUUCGGGGCCACCUGAAGAGCCGCUACCUGACGACAGGCGAAGAAUCUACAGCGUUCUGGCCGUUCUUGGCGUUUCACUGGCCGUCAGUAUGGCCGUGCUCGCGCUGUUCUACAUCUUUGGAUCCGAGUCUCCAUCUCCGCCCAGCGACCCGAACCAGGAGUGACAGGGAGCGAUCUGAAUGAUUCAAGAUUCAGGAAAGGAUAGCUGACACAAUUCCUUAUCUGUAAUUACUUUUUCCUCUUCGGUGACGCGCUGGUGUUAUCUGCUUCACUGCUUGUAAGGGAGAAGAUUUGCUGAGUUCUGUUCGACGCGUUGCUAUUAGAUGGUUGUAAAUGUAGCAGAAUUACUGAUUACUGUCUGUCUUGUACAGUUUCGAUCGUGUGUUGUUACACGGUCGCUCUGGUGCCUGUAUAUAAGUGAAAGAAAGAAUCACUGCAAGAUAGCAUUAGUUUCAUGAACUUCAGCCUUUCUGUGUUCAGAAUGGUUGCAAUAUGCAGUUUCCUUUUUUUUCGUAAAGAAUCUAAACGAUAUGGAGCUGCCAUUUUUCAGUUCCACAGGAUGAAAAUAUCAGCUUACAGAUUAAUGAAUUCUUGUUAUGUGAA
Molecule: messenger RNA, 2026 nt
Organism: Oryza sativa Japonica Group (Japanese rice)
Lineage: Eukaryota; Viridiplantae; Streptophyta; Magnoliopsida; Poales; Poaceae
Source: RefSeq, a predicted model, not a curated record